Molecule: messenger RNA, 1938 nt
Organism: Penicillium manginii
Lineage: Eukaryota; Fungi; Ascomycota; Eurotiomycetes; Eurotiales; Aspergillaceae
Product: Hsp70 family protein
Exons: 8
Coding region: 1-1938 (645 amino acids)
Source: RefSeq, a predicted model, not a curated record
AUGGGACCGAUUGAGAUGAACGUAAAUAAAGUCAACGCGCAUCAUAACCAUUGGGAAGAUGACGAGACCGAUUCGGACUUUGAUCCAUCACUGGAAGGAAUAAAUCUGACGGGAAAAGACGACGUGCUUGUUGUUGGGAUUGACUUCGGAACCACGUUUUCCGGCGUCGCAUACGCAACAGCGAGUGAGUUUCUCAAAGGAAACAUCAGCACCAUUGGCGAAUGGCCAGGCUGCGGUGCAGAUGAAGGCAAAGUACCGACGGAGCUGGAUUAUGAUAAUGGGACCACCUCUUGGGGCUAUGAUAUACAUUCAGAUGCCGACCCAGCCCGCUGGUUCAAGCUUCUUCUUUUGAACAACGAAGAUCUCCAGGAAGAUGUCAAAUCCUCCGAAUUUUUCCUUCUUGCCAAGGAAAAGGUCAGAAUGGAGGGCUUGCGGCCGAUCGAUCUAGUAGCCGAUUACCUACGGCUCCUAUGGGCGCAUACCAUGAAGAUGAUCGAAAAGUCCCGGGGAGCCCAAUUCCUGCCUGCUCUCAGAUUUCAUAUUGUGAUUUCUGUGCCCGCAAUCUGGAAAGGAUACGCGAGACAAAGUAUGGAGGAGGCAGCGAAAAUGGCAGGGCUUUUGGCUCCUCGAGAAAUCGGUAAGACAAGGCUAAGCUUUGUUCUGGAACCCGAAGCGGCUGGAAUGGCGACCCUUGCUGAGCCAGAGCACUGCGAUUUGGUCCAAGCUGGCGAUGUGUGGCUCAUCUUGGAUGCUGGAGGUGGAACGGUGGAUCUCAUCAGCUACAAAAUCACAUCGAUAAACCCUAUCACGAUGGGUGAGGCCGUGGAGGGGACAGGGGCUUUAUGCGGUGCAGUAUUAAUUGAUAACGCCUUCCAGGGGCUGUGUAGGAACCGCCUAGGCAGACGUUGGACGCUUCUCAGUCCGAUUGGCUUGAAAGAGAUUAUGAAGGACAAGUGGGAGCGAACAUACAAGCGCCAAUUCGUUCCAAAGCCAGACUCGCAAGAGGAAUACGUCGUUCCCAUCCCCGCCGAGGCUUUUGUGAACACCGGGCAAGACGAUUUGUCCCAGCUUCCUCAUAUCAAGAAGGCACGAAUAUACUUUCGACAAUGCGAUAUCUUGAAGGCCUUCACGGAGUCAUUUACCCGAAUUGACGAAUUGGUGGAGGAGCAAAUGAUGAAUAUUAAACAGAAGGGUCUCAUACUCAAGGGAAUCAUUCUCGUUGGUGGUCUGGGAUCGAGUCCUUAUCUGUAUCAGCAUCUGAAAGACCAACAUAUGAAGGCCGGACUAACGAUCAUCCAAUCCUUGGGAACGAAACCACGGACAGCAAUAUGUCGUGGUGCAGUCUACAAGGGGUUUGCUGAAGACCAACUUAUGGGCACAGAGGGCGAGGAUGACGACGAGGACUCAAUAGGCAUGAAAACUUCCUACGUCCCUGCGCCCAUUCGGGUGACUUCGACUAUUUCUCGCUACAGUAUCGGAACGACACACUACGAUGUAUUCGAUCCCUCCAGACAUAGUCGCUCUGAUCCAGACUACGUCUGGUCUGCUGAUGAAGGCGAUUAUGUGAUUACUAAUCAAAUGCGCUGGUAUAUUCGCAAGGGAGAAAACAUGUCCAAACUCGACCCCGUGCGACAUCCAUGGUGUCGUUACGUGAAAAGCAACUUCAAGGGGAGUUUUACCGAUGGGCUUUAUCAGUGUGCGAGCAGUAACCCUCCCUCCCGAAUCGAUGAUACCGUUAAGCACUUGUGUGGUCUCAAGUGGAUGCCUGAUGUUGAUACAUCCAGCCUGGACGAUUUUACCAGCGCAGAUGGAAAGAGAGAACUCAAGGUGCUUAAUUACGAGCUAGAGAUGGUCCCUUCCGGCGCUUCUAUGGACUUCACUUUCUACAUCAACGAUCGCAAGCAGGCGUCCCACAGCGUCAAGGCUGAAUAUGAAUAG